Rubroshorea leprosula is the source of this 1322-nucleotide messenger RNA. NCBI's taxonomy places the organism in Eukaryota, Viridiplantae, Streptophyta, Magnoliopsida, Malvales, Dipterocarpaceae. The record is from the annotation of a GenBank genome assembly.
AUAUAUAUAUAUAUAUAUAAGAACUACAAAUUAUCAGAAAGUGUUUCUCAAACAAAAGCGAACUCAAAUAGCGGGUAACCGGUUGUUAAGCUCAGCAAAAAUUCCAAAAAAAUCCAUAAGAUCAUUAUUUCAGCGAAUCACCUUGCAGAAUAAUACAUAUUGUCCCCCUACAUUGUCACCGGAAACCGGCUACACCCGGUCACUACACCGUUUUCUUCAAAUAUAAGAAGAGUAAGCUGGGAAGUGGUGAAGAGUACUUGCAGAGACACUGCUCCGCGCUUCUUCCAGUAGAUCAGAAGGUAAACGCCAUGCCUUUCAGAAACGUUGCCGUAGGCCGGCCCGAAGAGGCCACCCAGCCGGAUGCCCUGAAGGCGGCCUUGGCUGAGUUCAUUUCCACCCUGAUCUUCGUUUUCGCCGGAGAAGGUUCCGGCAUGGCCUUUAACAAGCUAACUGACAACGGCUCCACUACACCUUCCGGUCUGGUCCAAGCUUCGCUUGCUCACGGCUUUGGUCUUUUCGUCGCUGUCUCCAUCGCCGCCAACAUCUCCGGUGGCCACGUCAACCCGGCUGUCACCUUCGGAGCCUUCGUCGGUGGCAACAUCACUCUCCUACGUGGCAUCCUCUAUUGGAUCGCCCAACUCCUCGGUUCCGUUGUGGCUUGCUUGCUCCUCAAGUUUUCCACCAACGGCAUGACUACAUCAGCUUUCUCACUCUCCUCCGGCGUGGGUGUAUGGAACGCGUUCGUUUUGGAGAUCGUGAUGACUUUCGGGUUGGUCUACACCGUUUACGCCACCGCAAUUGAUCCCAAAAAGGGAAAAAUCGGAAUUAUUGCUCCGAUCGCAAUCGGUUUCAUUGUGGGUGCCAACAUUCUAGCCGGCGGGGCCUUCGACGGAGCAUCCAUGAACCCGGCCGUGUCAUUCGGGCCCGCCUUGGUGAGCUGGAGUUGGGAAAACCACUGGAUCUACUGGGCCGGGCCUCUGAUCGGAGGUGGGCUCGCCGGAGUGGUGUACGAGUUCUUCUUCAUCAGCCACUUCGGCCACGAGCAGCUGCCUACCACUGAUUACUGAGCAGAUUUUCGAUCCGGUGUAUUGUGAGGGAUUUUCUUCUCUUUUUGCUGUAUCUCUGUGUUGAAUUUGUGACCGUUGAUCUUUGAUCCGAUCAUCACUGAUGUUGUCUAUGGGUGUGAAUAAAUUUGAAUGGGACCGGGCAAGUUCUUGUGUUAGUUGUGCUUCGACUGUACAAUCACUUUUGAGGUUUUAUUGCAUUUUACCCUUUUCGGGCUCCUUUAUCUUGCAUUUAAGAAGUAAAGGUCGUUUUUGAAU